AUGGCGAGUGUUUCCGCGUUCAAGACCGGUCUCUAUGUGUUGGCUCUGCUGGUAUGUGGGUCGCUAAACACCCUCACCAUGAAGAUCGCCUUUACGAUGUCCGGCACGGUGGAUGGGCAGACCCAACGCUUUGAAAAGCCAUGGUUUAUUACCUUCGUGAUGUUUAUGGCCAUGUGCCUGGCUUUGCCCUGCGAUUCAAGCAUGUGGAAGUGCCGAUCCGCGAUGGCCAGUGAGCCGUUGUUGAGUCCUGCAGUGCUGAUGUCUCGUGAUGCCGUGCAGAUGACCUGGAGACAAAAGGUGGUCCGGGUCCUCGCCCCGGCGUCCUUCGACAUCGGCGCCACGGGCCUUUGCUGUGUGGGUUUUUUGUACAUCCCUGCGAGCGUUUGGCAAUUGCUCCGUGGAGCAGAAAUUGUCUUUGCUGCCAUCUUCUCCGUGUUUUGCCUGGGGCGCCGGCUCUAUUGUUUCAAUUGGAUUGCCCUACUGCUUUGCGUUCUUGGCAUCGUCUCUGUGGGUUUGGCCAGCGUGUGGGGCGACGAAGCGCAGGCUUCAGCGAAAGGUGCCGAAUCUGCGGUGUCGCUCCAAAUUCUGGGCAUCGGUCUGGCUUUGGCAGGUCAGGUGGUGCAAGCGGCGCAGGUCAUCGCUGAAGAGUGGCUCUUGAAGGACGUGGAUCUACCUGGCCUGCAGGUGGUGGGCUUCGAAGGAAUUUGGGGUGCCCUUUUGAUGUUGAUGUUUGUGCUGCCAGCGGUGCAGAUGCUCCCGGGGAGUGACCACGGCCAUGUGGAAGAUGAACUGGACAUCAUUCCAUUGUUGAGGAGCAACUCGAUGCUCUUCUCAUUGAUUCUUUUGUAUACCUUCUCUUGCGCCACCUACAACAUCUCCGGCAUCGCGGUGACGGGGGCCUUGUCAGCAGUGCAUCGAGUGAUGCUGGAGGCUCUACGAACCCUGAUCGUUUGGGCCUUUGGUUUGUGGGUUCACUACUGCGUUGAUCGCACUUCAUUGAUGGGAGAGGUUUGGACGAAGUGGAGCUACCUGGAGGUGGCUGGUUUUGUGUUGCUGGUGCUGGGUCAGAUGAUCUACGGCGAGAUGCUGAAGAUUCCUGGGCUCUACUACCCACCAAAGGAUGAGGUGGAAUCCGUGAUGGCCUCUCCGGGCGCCCUGCGGAAUUUGUCCUCCCCGCCGCUCGACCUUGGAUGGGGGUAUUGGGGCGGCGACCAAGCCGAUGGCGCGAUGCUGUUUCCCAUCGACUUUCAUCGUGCUGAUCCCAACACCGCGGCAGACAGUGGCGCCUUCGGUGUGGGCUUCACGCAGGUGGGCGCCUAUCCAUUGCAUUUGGCGGCCAAGCGGGGCCGACGUCGGGUCAUGGAGGUCUUACUCCGAGCAGGUGCUGCAGUGGAUGCUGCAGACCAAAACGGUCGCACUGCGCUGAUGGUUGCCGCAGCGAGCGGUCAGUGUGGUGCUUCUGCAUGGCUGCUUGAACAUCGAGCAGAUGUGGAUUGGAGGACGCACUAUGGAUACACAGCUCUCCACCAUGCCGCCCUUGUGCCGCGGCCUGAGGUUGUGGAGAUUCUGUUGGAAGGAAGAGCUAGCACUGAAGUGAUGGAUCGAGAGGGGCGAACGGCCUUGCAUGCCACGUUGUCCACGUUACCGUCAGGGCCAAGCAGCAGCCGCCGCGACAAAACAGCCUCCACCAGCUGCGAUCCAGCAGGCAUUGGCGACGAAUAUUGCUAUGAUCAUGACAUUUCCCACGGCUACCGGCGCAUGGAGCAGGAGGAGUUUCAACUCCGAGCCGUAAAGAUGGCGGUCAUGGCAUUGCUUCGCCGCUUCGCCGAAGAGGGGAUUUUCCACGUGGGAAAACGACAACGGAGCCCGUUUUGGGUGAAGUGA
Molecule: messenger RNA, 1884 nt
Organism: Cladocopium goreaui
Lineage: Eukaryota; Dinophyceae; Suessiales; Symbiodiniaceae
Source: the annotation of a GenBank genome assembly